AUGAGGCAUCCAAAACUCACAGGAAAGACUUUUGGAGAUAUUCGUUCUAUUGUCGAUAGCAAUGACAAGCAACGCUUUACUUUAAUCCAAGAAAUACAGGAAAAUGGCAUGCCUGUAUGGCUGAUACGAGCAAACCAAGGACACUCUAUGGAGGUGAAAGAGUUGGAACUUGAAAAAAUCACGGAUCCAGCACAAAUUCCGGAGGUGAUACAUGGGACCUAUGUACGCUACUGGAAGAAUAUAAGGUCUCAAGGGCUUUCCAAGAUGAAUCGCAAUCAUAUUCAUUGUGCAACCGGACGAUUCGGGGAUUCGGGCGUCAAAAGUGGCAUGAGAAAAAAUUGCGAUCUGUUCAUCUAUAUUAAUGUUGCAAGAGCAAUGGAAGAUGGUAUCGAAUUCUAUCGAUCUGCCAAUGGAGUGAUAUUAACCUCAGGUGUUGGUGGAUUUUUGAAUCCAAAAUACUUUUUAAAGGUCGUAGAUAUGAAUGAGAAUGAUCUAAUCUCUCAGGAU
Acaulospora morrowiae is the source of this 507-nucleotide messenger RNA. Lineage: Eukaryota; Fungi; Glomeromycota; Glomeromycetes; Diversisporales; Acaulosporaceae. The record is from the annotation of a GenBank genome assembly.